Molecule: messenger RNA, 1672 nt
Organism: Rosa rugosa (rugosa rose)
Lineage: Eukaryota; Viridiplantae; Streptophyta; Magnoliopsida; Rosales; Rosaceae
Exons: 2
Coding region: 62-1672 (536 amino acids)
Source: RefSeq, a predicted model, not a curated record
UGUUACUAGGAGCGAGGAAGGCAACCUGAGUUGAAGAAGAGCGACGUUUUGUGGUGGCGACAUGGUCGCGAACGAUGCUGAUUUGUGGGUUCCUCGAGCUACAGACCGGGAGAAUGAGAAGGAUGAAAUCCCGAAUUAUGAACAUGCAGACUAUUUUACGGUUAAAGUUUAUCAUGGAGGGUGCUUGAGGCAGGGCACAUAUGUUGCUGGAAAGGUGGAUUACUUUGAUAACGUAGACAAGGACAAGAUGUCCCUUGUAGAGGUUGACAACAUGGCUAAGCAACUGAAUCCGGGAUAUGAACACCAAAGAAUCGAUUACUGGUAUAGGUGUGGGGAUGAAACUGAUGAGUUGAUGAAAUUGGAAACAGAUGCAGACGUGAUGGUUAUGUGUACAGCUAUUCCCCAUUGGCGGUUGAUCAUACUUUAUUUGGACCACAUGGAGCUUAAAGGGGUGUUUGGGGAAGAGGAUGAGGAUUGCUUCAUAUUUGAAGAUUUCUUUUUCAGUCAAAAAGGUAGCUGUGGGGUGGUCAUAGAAGAAUUACCGGAUGAACCAAGGAAAAAGCCAGGUGUGGUGAUUAAGGAGAUAUCAAAUGAACCAAUACCAAGAAGAAGCAAGGGAAUUGAGAUCAGAGAGGUUGACCAAGACCAUGUACCAACUCAAGCAAGCACAGCUUGUGGUCUUAAUCCAAAGGACAAGGGAAAACAGAAGCUGUUGGAGUAUACUUCAAGUGGUAAGCAAGGGUCAACUGGAGGGAAAGUCACAAGUGGUGGAGGGCAGUUUAGCGUCCAAAGGCAAUCUAGUGUGCAAGGGCAGUCUAGUGUGCAGGGGCUGUCUAGUGGUGUAGAGAAUGAAAGUUCAGGUCUUCAUGAUGUAAAUAUCGAUUACUUCAAUGCUAUUCAGACCUUUGGUGGAUUGGAAGGGGUUUCUGAUGAUGGGGGCAGUGAGGAAGGGGUUUUUGAUGAAGAUGACAGUGAGGAAGUCAGUUCUGGUGAAGAUGGCAGUGAGGAUGAUGACUAUGACCCGCAGGCCAAUGAUGAGGAGUAUGAACAGUAUGGUGAUGAGGACAAUGAGGAUUGGAUGGAAGGAGUUGUGCAUGAAGAAGCUACACAAAGAGCACCUAAGGCUGGUGUAAAGUUUACUAGUAGUCAAAGGGAAAGUGAGCAAGAAAAUGUGACUGAGUUUGAAGAUAAUGAGGCCAUGUUUGGUUUUCAAGAUUCUGAUGAUGAGAAUUUGGGUUUUACCAUAAAUUCCGAUGGGGAGCUUGAAGAUGAAGGACUGGAAUUCAAUCCCAAAUCCGACAUGAAGAAACCAGAAUUUAAACUAAAACAGAAGUUUGCCACAGUUCAAGUAUUGAGAGAUGCAUUGAGGGAGCAUGCUAUUCAAGGUGGAUGGGAAUAUAUCUUCAUCAAGAAUGAUAAGACAAGGCUGCGGGUUGUAUGCAAGGAGGACAAUUGUCCCUUCUUUCUGUUUGCUUCCAAAAUGCAGCAUGAGAGCACUCUCAUGAUCAAGGGAUAUGAUGGUACACACAAGUGCACAAGAAAAUUUAACAAUAGCAUGGUGAAGCUUAGAUAUUUGACAGCAAAGUUUAAGGACCAUAUUGUGGUUAAUGAAAGUGUGAAGCCAGGUAUGAAAGUUCAAAGUCUAAAUGUGUUGUCCAUUUGUGUUGGUUAA